This is a messenger RNA of Penicillium maclennaniae, 1251 nucleotides long. RefSeq names its product T2 family ribonuclease. The coding region runs from base 1 to 1251 and encodes 416 amino acids. The record is from RefSeq and is a predicted model, not a curated record. Gene Ontology annotation, biological process: RNA catabolic process. NCBI's taxonomy places the organism in Eukaryota, Fungi, Ascomycota, Eurotiomycetes, Eurotiales, Aspergillaceae. Gene Ontology annotation, molecular function: RNA binding; ribonuclease T2 activity. The transcript is spliced from 6 exons. Gene Ontology annotation, cellular component: extracellular region.
AUGUGGGGCUCCUCACAACAGGUCCUGGAUAUCCCCGGGCCCCAGAAGCUCCUAAAGACCCUAGGAUCUUUGUGGUUGUCGCAGUCUCAUGGGCAGUCGCCUCCCGGCACCUCUGCAUCAUGCCCCUUGGGGGAAACCAGCUGUCAAGCCAAGUAUCACGGUCAAGAUACUUGCUGUUUCAACUACCCAGGCGGUCAAAUGCUACAGACCCAGCUUUGGGAUGUGGACCCCGCUCUCGGCCCCGAUGACUCUUGGGGGAUACACGGACUCUGGCCCGAUCACUGCAAUGGCGGGUUCGACCAAUUCUGCGAUCCCAAGCGCAAGUACAGCAACAUAUCGUUGAUUUUGGUGGACGCCGGUCGUGGCGACCUACUAGAAUAUAUGAGCGAAUACUGGAAAGAUUACCAUUUCGAUGAUCAAAACUUGUGGCAACAUGAGUGGAACAAGCAUGGUACCUGUGUCAGCACUCUUGAAACACAUUGCUACGAGGACUAUCUUCCGCAGCAGGAGGUGGUAGACUAUUUCGAUCGGACUGUUGAGGUCUUCAAGACGUUACCUUCCUAUGAGUUUUUGGCCAAGGCCGGCAUCGUGCCUUCGCAUUCGCAGACUUAUGCACUCGAGGAUAUUGAAGAUGCCCUAGAAGCUGCCCACGGCCACCCUGUCACAGUCCACUGCCGACGCGGCCAGCUGAGCGAGAUCUGGUACCACUUCAACAUUGCAGGAAGCCUGCAGACCGGCAACUUCAUUCCCGCCCGCCCAGAUGGCCAGUCUUCCAACUGUCCCCGUCGAGGUAUCCACUACCUGCCUAAACGGGGCGGACAGCCUGAGCCGACCCAAACUACAACAAGAGGUGGUUCGGAGCCCACUGCUACGGGCAUCCCCUUCUCAGGCAAGGGGAACAUGAUUGUCUCCACAGUCAAUCAAAUUCGUGGAUGUAUCAUCAGCUGGGGGACGUGGUAUAUAUCCGGAACGUGUGCUACUUUCCGAGCGGAGAAGGCGUCAGAGGACACCUUCACUCUCAAGUCAAGCAAGGGACCUUGCAGUAUCCAAGAGGACGUUUUCAGGUGUGGGACUCAUGUCACUACUCCUAGUGAAUUCACCGUCAAGGACGACAAGCUUUGCUAUGAGGGAAACACCACGUUCUAUGCCGACAAGGCACCCAAGGGCUUUGUGCAGAGCACAAUUUUCGCCUCAGAAGGAGAACAUCCGAUCGAAUUAGAGAUUUCAUGGAAGGCGCACGACUGGCCCUAG